UUAUGUCACUGGUGCACAAGAUCGCGAAAUUGACAAAAUUGCAUAGAUUUAACAGAAUCACCUAUUUAUAUAGUUUAAGUAUUUAAUUAGACUAGUAGUAAUCUGACAAUAAUAUGAAACUUUUGUCUCAGGUGCUUUUCAAAACGAAACAAAGCUUUAGAGUGACAUACUGUUUAUUUAUUAGAAAUGCCCCACUCUCUACACAAAUAACAAAGUCCUUGCCAGCAAAUGGAGAAGGAAUUAAUAUAAGUGAUUCUUGUGUUACAAAAUUAAGGCAAUUAUGUGAUGGCAAAAAUUCUUUUUUGAGGCUUUGUGUAGAAAGCGGCGGCUGUUCAGGUUUUCAAUAUAAGUUUGACUUGGACAGUAAGAUGGAGAAUGAUGACAGAGUUUUUGAAAAAGAUGGUGUCAAAGUAGUAAUUGACGAGACUUCCCUGGAUUAUAUUAAGGGAGCUACAAUAGACUAUCACACUGAAUUAAUAAGAUCAGCGUUUAGAGUCAUACAAAAUCCUAAUGCAGAUAUAGGAUGUUCAUGUGGAGCAAGUUUCUCAAUAAAAAUUGAUUAAUACUGAUUAUGAUGUAGUUAGUAGGUGUGUUAAUGAUGUGUAGUAUUUUAUUAGUAUAUUAUAUUUAUUGAUAUCAGAUUUGCACAGUAAUGUUUUAACUAAGUAUUCAAUAUUUACUGUAAGACCACAUAUUGUAUAGUAUAAAUUCGUCCACUAUGUACAUGAAAUUAUUUUUAGAAAGAAACAUGUACAGACGGUGUAUGUUGUAAUUUGUAAAUAAUUUUAAUAUUUACAUGUCCUGUACCUUACUACUUUGUUAAUUAUUUUAGGACAAUUUAUGAUGUAAAUAAAAAUGUGAAAUUUGCUAUGUACAGUUUAUGUCACAGUACUGUAAAUUCUAAAUGGUAUUCACUAUUAAUAAAAUAGCUGUUAAAUAGGAAUUCUGCCAAAUUGAUUUUUCAAAAUCAUUCUGUGCUACAGAUAUAAGUAACAAGUCUCUGGCAUUAGGAAUGCACAUUGUAAGUCAAUAGGUGGAUAUCACUUAUUAGGUAUAUUCCCAUCUACUAUUGGUGUAUUUUAAUUGCAUUAGUACAGUUUUAGCACCUAACCACACCAAGUUAUUAAUUACAUGCUCUUUUGCCUAUUCUUUUCUAGUUUAAACUAUAUUAGCCAUGUAUAGUUUGUACAUCAUACCUUUUUUUUAUCAUAUUUCUAUCUCUGUCUUUUGUAUUAGGAAUUAAUAUAAGAUAAAGAUAUAGAGAGAUAAAUUAUUUGAGUAGUUAAUGAUAUUGAUAUAUAAAUAAAAA
Molecule: messenger RNA, 1309 nt
Organism: Achroia grisella
Lineage: Eukaryota; Metazoa; Arthropoda; Insecta; Lepidoptera; Pyralidae
Product: iron-sulfur cluster assembly 2 homolog, mitochondrial
Exons: 2
Coding region: 114-563 (149 amino acids)
Biological process (GO): iron-sulfur cluster assembly
Cellular component (GO): mitochondrion
Molecular function (GO): 2 iron, 2 sulfur cluster binding; iron ion binding; 4 iron, 4 sulfur cluster binding
Source: RefSeq, a predicted model, not a curated record